CGUACGCCUUAUUAAUACCACAUAAAGACGCAAGAGAAGAUGACGUCAUACAGAAACAGCGUCGUUUUGAAAGCUGAGUUUUUUUUGUGAAGCGAGCGAGCGUGAGAAGGUGUGACGGGGAAGAGAAUGGCGAAGGAAGCGGUCAAGUAUGUAUGGGAAGGAGCAAUUCCUCUGCAGAUUCAUCUCCACAAAUCCGACGUCGCUUCUCACCCUGCUCCUCCUCCUGCUCUUGUGUUAGCACCAAGAAUAGGAUAUUUGCCUCUGUUGAUUCCUCUUAUAAAGCCUUAUUUCAAGGAUUCACUUCCUCCUGGUGAAGAUUCAAUUUGGUUUGAUUACAAAGGAUUUCCUCUAAAAUGGUAUAUACCAACAGGUGUUCUUUUCGAUCUCCUUUGUGCAGAACCCGAAAGACCAUGGAAUCUCACGAUACACUUUAGAGGAUAUCCUUGCAACAUACUGAUACCAUGUGAAGGAGAAGAUUCUGUAAAAUGGAACUUUGUUAAUUCUUUGAAAGAGGCACAAUAUAUCAUCAAUGGAAAUUGCAAGAAUGUUAUGAACAUGUCUCAGAGUGAUCAAGAGGAUCUAUGGACCUCUGUCAUGAACGGUGAUCUUGAUGCCUAUACAAGAUUAUCACCCAAGCUUAAAAUGGGAACAGUCGAAGAUGAGUUUUCAAGGAAAACAAGUUUGUCAUCUCCACAAUCUCAACAAGUUGUGCCUGAGACGGAGGUGGCUGGACAAGUUAAGACAGCAAGAAUUCCUGUUCGGUUGUAUGUUCGAAGUCUAAAUAAAGAUUUCGAGAAUCUUGAAGAUGUACCGGAGAUCGAUACCUGGGAUGACAUCUCGUACCUUAAUCGCCCUGUUGAGUUCCUCAAAGAAGAAGGGAAAUGCUUUACGUUACGUGACGCCAUUAAAAGUCUCCUCCCUGAGUUUAUGGGAGACAGAGCGCAAACGAGUGGUGAAGAAAGAAGCAUAGAUGAUACAGAAGAAGCAGAUGGGUCGAGGGAGAUGGGUGAAAUCAAAUUGGUAAGGAUACAAGGGAUAGAAAUGAAGCUAGAGAUACCGUUUUCGUGGGUGGUAAAUAACUUGAUGAACCCAGAAUUCUAUCUCCAUAUCUCUGUCCUUGUGAAAGCUCCUCAAAGGUGAAGUGUAAGGUUCUCUGCAGUUACAAUCCAUCUGUGAAUUGAAUCAAAUUGCUUUCUCGUUCCAUCUUACAAAUCCGAAAGAAUCAAUGAUUUGUUGUAUACAGCUACUUCUUCUAUUUCUGAUAGAAGCAAGAACACAGAAUACAGAAAAGAAAGUAGAAAUAUUUUGAUUGACUCGUUAGCUCUUUUACAUUUGUUACUUGACGGUUUCCUCUCUGAGCAAAUUUGAUUGAAAUCAAUUUAUGGUCGAUAUAAUAAUCACUACUUUCUUCUAUUCACAAGUAAAUCAGCUCAAGUUCAUAGAGAGAUCCAAAAUGUUGUUCAACAAAAGCACUGUAUCAUCAAAUCGACAAAGACAAAUGUUUAAUUUCUCCAUUAACAAUGCGAGGAAAAAUCAGUCAAAUUGAUUUAGUUUCUCCAGAAAGCUGCUUGUUGUAAUCUUCGAGCUCAUCGUAAUAAACAUCCCAAACGCAUCGGACGCAACCGCUACCGCAACAAUCGCCAGGCUCUGGUUUCUCUGGCGGUGGAGGAACCGAAACUCCCACCUCCUUCUUAUCUUCUGUCUCCUUCUUGUUUGUCUCCUCCUUGGAAGCUUCUACAAGAUUCUUGCUCUCGGUCGUCGCCAUGGUCACCGGAGAUUUGAGCUGUUGUUCUGGAGAUACGGAAGUGAUUGAAUAAUUGGAGAAAGAUCGUUUGAGAGGGAGAUGUCGCGUCAAACCAAAUCUCAUGCUCAAAAGCACAUCGUGAAGGCUAGAACCCGGUGAUGUAACGAUCGAGAUUCGAGGAAGAAGAGACACAACAACCAUACGCACAGAUCAAAAAGAUUUGUUCUCUUCUUUUUUUUUCUAUUUCCUUUUUUCGUGUCAGAAUUGAUUUCUUUAUGACCUGUCAUCCUAUAGUUGGCAAAAAAAGCCGCCAAUCAUAAACGGCACGCAUAUUUAUCUUCUAAACGUUAAAACGGCACGACAUCUUUUUUGAACACAAGAACCAACAACUUCUUGAUCUUCAGCUGCGCCAUGAUUUUGA
This is a messenger RNA of Arabidopsis thaliana (thale cress), 2165 nucleotides long. RefSeq names its product autophagy protein Apg5 family (gene APG5). Gene Ontology annotation, biological process: autophagy. The record is from RefSeq and is marked reviewed. Lineage: Eukaryota; Viridiplantae; Streptophyta; Magnoliopsida; Brassicales; Brassicaceae. Bases 127 to 1140 code for a protein of 337 amino acids. Gene Ontology annotation, cellular component: cytoplasm. The transcript is spliced from 8 exons.